AUGAGGACCACUUCAUUGUUCGGGCCGGCGACUGGCUGGCCCUCGCUUCUGGCCCUGCUCCCGACCAUCAACGCCCUGUCAUUCGAGGCAGUCUCCGUUCCGGAAUUGGACCUGUCAUCGCUGGGACGGGUUUCGAUCACCGGUGAUUUUGACGGCGUCUCCCUCUACCAGUACAAGGAACAGUCCAAACCGGUCGCCCAGGAUGGCACCCAAGCCCUCCUCACCCCGCUCCCGAACGGCAUCCUCGCGAACCUAUCCUCGUCCGACGCGCAAAUCCGGGCCAUGUGCCCCUUCACUCAGAAAGACGGCACUUUCUCCGGAAUCUUUGUCGGCGGUAACUUCACCACACUGAGCGGCGUGGAUUCGCCCGGUGCCGCGCUCUUCAAUCCCAACACCACCAAGGUCACUGCCUUGCCGGGUCUUUCGGGCUCGGUAGCAGCACUGGCCUGCGACCAAGAGACUAACCGGGUCUACGUGGGAGGUGAUUUCUCUUACGACAACACGACAAACGCCGUUGCUUGGACACCCGAUGACGGCUGGACGGACCUAUCGUUCAACGGAUUGAAUGGACCGGUCAACUCGAUCCUGAAGGCGGACAACGGUCACAUCAUUUUCGGAGGAUCAUUCGAUGCUCUUGGAAACAGCACCAGUUCCAAGAACAAGAGACAAGUGCUCAACCUUCAGAACGCGACCGUUACUUCCGACUCCGACUCCUCCCUUGAUGGCUACUCCGACCCCCGCAACAUCAUUUGUUCGACAAGCGGCAAGGCCGCCAAAGGCAGCACCUACCUUUUGCACGACUAUGCGCCUGGAUUUUGGAGAGCGGACCUUGGUUUCGAUUUCUUCCCGACCAAAAUCCGCCUGUACAACACCCACAUGGAUGGACGCGGCACCAAGGAUUUCCUGCUGCGAGCCCUUCCUGACAAUGGUAUCAUGAACCUGACCUACACCGAUGAAUCUGGCAACAAAGCCAGCUGUGACGCGUCUUGCCCGCUGUCCAGCAGUACCUCCGAAAAGUAUCGCGAAUUCACCAUGGUCAACCCUGUUGGUAUGCGAGGCCUUCAGAUCGAGGUCCUAGAUUGGUAUGGAAAGGGGGCUGGUUUGAACGGCAUCGAAGUUUUCCAGGAUCAGAUCCUUACAUACGCUAUUGACCAGUACAAUGAACCGACUUGCGCAGGCAUUGAAUAUCCCGCCAAGUCAUCGCGGACUGGUGACUGGACCGUUGAGGAUGGCUAUGUGUCUGCAAAGGUGACGGACUCCGACGCCUCAGGUACAUCGGUGACCUUCCAGCCUGAUAUCAAAAAAUCCGGAAACUACACCAUCAAGCUUUACACCCCUGGGUGCACGCAGGAUAACACUUGUAGCUCGCGGGGUAUCGUCAACGUCACCGCUUCUCUGUCGAGCGGCUCCGAUUCCGAUCAGCCCGAGCCGUCGUACUUCCACCAGACCAACAAUGAUGACAAGUACGAUACGUUCUACACGGGUUAUGUGGAUGCCAGCGACGAUUCUUUCCGACCGGAGGUGACGUUGCGGGCCAAGGACGGCCAAGGCGAUAUCACCAUUGUUGCAUCCCGUGUGCGUUUCGAAUUAUUGUCCACCACCGGAGGCCUCAAUGGUCUCUAUGAUUAUGACCCAACUUCCAAGUCCGACACCGAAGAUGUCACAAAGUCAGACAUUAACACCGCGGGUACAUCCCUCAACCACAACGCGUCAAUUUCCAGCAUCCAGGAACACGAUGGCGUGCUUUACGUGGCAGGCAAUUUCUCCGACAACAAGCUCCACAACAUCAUGACAAUCACGGACGGGAAUGCCACUGCCCUGUCCGGUGCUGGGUUCAACUCCCCAGUCUUGGCGAUGGCAGAGCUUGACAACGUCCUCUACGCCGGAGGUCGCUUUACUGACACUUCAGAUGGAGGCGCUGACGGUUUGAAACGUGUUGCGGCAUACUCGUUCUCCUCGAAGAAGUGGUCCGCUCUCGGCGCAGGACUGAACGGACCCGUCAGCUCCAUCUGGCCCGUCAAAUUGAAUGCUUCAGCCGCCAUCAAUGAAACACUUGUUGCCGUGAGCGGUGAAUUCGACCAGAUUCUUGGUACUGACGACAACCCGGCCGUCUCAGUUGCUGGCCUUGCUAUCUGGGUUCCUUCACGCAAGGACUGGAUUCAAAACCUCAAUGUCACGCAGAUGGAGUUUGGAGGCCAAUUGUCGGCCUUUGCCAGUCACAAUGGCACGCUGAUUCUGGCUGGUAACAUUGCCACUAACGGUGUUACUGCUGGUGGAGCUGUUUCAUUGCUGAAUUCUGGUGAUUCACUUCUCCCCCUGUCCAUGAAGAUCAACCACAAAAACUCUAGCAGCGGCUUGAUCACCGGGGCAUAUGACACUGAUUCGGACCGAAACCUCACUAUCUACGGCGGCCAUUUCACCGCCGCCGGUAGCAAUGGUUCCUCUGUUGAAAACAUUGCCAUUUUCAACGGCAGCGAUAACACCAUCUCGGGAUUGCCCCAAGGUUUUGACAAGAACUCCACUUUCGUUUCCAUGCUUGUGUUCAACAACACCCUCUACGCUGGUGGAAGGGUUACUGGAAACAUCAGCGAUACCUCGCUGGGUGGCUUAAUCGCGUAUGAUGUCGCCGACAAUGUGUGGGAAGAGAACCAGCCGUCGUUUGGAGGCGAAAACGUCACCGUCAACUCCAUUUCGAGACAGCCGGGUUCGUCGAACAUCUUCUUCGGUGGCAACUUCGAUACUGUCGGCCAGUUCCCCUGCCCCUCUGUCUGCUACGUUGAUUCUCGCCACAACUCGUGGAAACGGCCUGGCCUGGCUCUUAGCGGUAACGUCUUGGAACUGCAAUGGGCCAGCGAGAACAAGUUGAUGGCCAUUGGUGACCUUACGGCCAUGAACAACAAGACGGCUAUCGCCACGUACAGCACCAAGUCCGAAGAGUGGUCCGCUUUCCCUGGAGCAUCCCAAUCGGAAAUGCCCGGCAACGUCACCGUAUUCACUCCUGCCAGCCAGGAUCUCUCCAAGUUCUGGAUCGGAGGUACAGCUAGCAAUGGCUCUGCUUUCUUCCUGAGCUACGAUGGAUCUAAGUUCCAAUCGCCCGGCAAUUUGUUCGGCGAAGGCACUGUCAUCCGCGGCAUGGAUGUCCUGCCCAUCAGCAAGGACCACUCCGCGGCCUCAUUGUUGGACGACGACCAGACUUUGAUGAUCAUGGGCUCGCUUGUGAUCCCCAACUUUGGAAACGCAUCUGCGGCGUUCUACAACGGAACCGAUCUGACUCCCUUCAUCCUUUCAUCGCAAUCCGAUGGCCAAUCGGGUAGCAUGUCCAAGUUCUUCUCUCAGCACCAAAACCCCUUUAAGACCACCAGCAAACACCACUCCAACGGUAUUGCCGUGCUGGUUGCCUUCUGCUGUGCCCUUGGCUGUGUCUUCCUCAUUGUGCUGGCCGGUGUGAUUCUGAACAAGAUCCAGCGCCGCCGCCAGGGCUACGCAGCAGCACCCCAAACCUUUGGCACCGACCGACCCUCCGACAUGCAGCGUCUCCCUCCAGAGUACCUCUUCAACUCCCUCGGCCAGCCCAACCCCGUAUAUUCGACUAUAACCAAUGUCCUAAAUAGGCCAACGAAUACGAACAAAAAGACACGUCAUUGGACCAGGCACCUGACUCGGCCACUGUGGGGGCCCCGGGUCACCUGGUCUCCCCGCAAGAUCUCCAGGUUUUCAACCCCAUCGACUUCACUGCGUAUGUUGUCAGUCGCAUUACCAGUUAGGUAUGCGAUCACGAACUGCCUCACGUGUCGGACUCGAAAGCUGAAAUGCGACGAAGAAAAACCCGAAUGUUCGCAGUGCCGCAAAGGCGGCCGAGAAUGUCGCCCGAGCGAGGGCGUCGUUUUUCGCCACCAGCAGAACGCGUCGAUGAACCGCAACCUCAACGAAUCGCCCCAGGGCCGUGGGAAUCUGAACGGGUUUUAUUCAUAUAAAAACACCUUUGACAAGGAUAGCGUGUGGCUGGAUGUCCCAAAACAUGUCAUAUUCGUCGACAACUCCGACCCAUACGCCGAGGACCUGGAGGCCUCAUUAGCCGAGCCAGGUAAAGCCGCAAUGGCGCAUUCCCCGGAUCAGCGAUGGGGAAGCAACGGCUCGCGCACAAGUGAUGCCGAGACACAACGAUUGGAAGCCCUGUCAGCAGUUGCAACGCACGAUCGCUUUCCCUAUUCUCCCAUGGACCAUUCACUCUCCGACAGUACCUCCUAUCCCUCUCCAAACCAGCGCCGAAGCGCGAUUCGCCCCGCCUCUCCCUCCAUCUCGCUUUCUUCCACCAGCAACAACACCAACAUUAAUUUCCUCCUCAACCCUUCUCAUUCGAUGUCACCCCCCAUCGAUCCAAGUAUCCAACUCUCUGACCGAAGUACCGCCCUGCCAUCGAGACCCGCUGUAUCAAAACGAAGUAUGAGCCAGAUGAGCAUAAGCCAUAUGCCCGACGACAAUGCAGAAACAGAUUUCGAGACCGCCUUCUUCCUCCGACAUUAUUCGGAAGGACCGGGACUGUGGAUGGAUCUGUUCGACCUAGGCACGUAUUUCGCAUCAUACGUUCCAGUCCGAGCAAGGUCGAAUCCGCUCUUGAAAUAUGCAGCCUGCGCAUAUGCCGCGAAACAGCUCGGGCGAGUCAAAGGCGCAAAGGCACCGAUGGGCGGCGUAUGCACGCAGCAAGCUGCGAUGGAACUGUGGCCCGACAAAGACCCCGACUUCGCCUGGUACGGGGCCAAGUAUUAUGAAAAGGCAAUCCAGAUUCUGAUGAGGGAGCUGCAACCUAAUGCCGAGGGUCCACCUCCACUGAGCACGCCCGAGGCAUUCGGUCAAUGGCAGGCUUCCGAGCUCUCUGCAGAUACCAAUAAUCCACGUAAGCGCCGACGGCGAGUAUCGGACAGUCGGCUGUCGCAUGGGGUUCAUUCAGACGAGGUUUUGGCGGCAACGGCGAUUUUGUCUGUGUAUGAAUUCCUCGACGCGGCUGGUCCUGCGUGGAAUCGCCAUUUGAGUGGUGUCAAGUCGCUUCUCGAUGUUGCGGAAGUGGGCAUGAUGCCCCUCGAGCAGCGCUCCCCGGGUGAGAAUUCAUACCAGACUUCCACGAAGAAGUCGAGCCUUUCGAAGGCUCGGAGGGCGACGUUUUGGAAUUUCGCGAGACAGGACUAUCUAGCUGCAUUCAUCAAUGAGAGCCACACGAGGCUCAACACGGAUGACACGGUCCUCUGGACCGAGGCUGGACUGUUGCUCGACAAUGCUGGGUUCAUCCGACCCAGCAACACAGGUGCAGCCGGGUACCCCGAGGGCGAAGAGACGAUGAAGGAAGAUCUGGUCAGUAAUGGGUUGGUUUGGAUAAUGUCCAAGAUAGUCAACUUCAUCAGCUCCGGGGACAACGUGCACCUGACCGACAACCGAUCCAUGACUGGUCCGCUCGGGGUCACACAACAAGCCCUUCUGGAGCGUUGGUAUAGACUUGAAUCCGAGCUGGACGCAUGGUACAGCGGUGUUCCGGAGACGUUCCGCCCCUGUGCGCGAAUGGAUCCAUCCAAGCUCACACACCACCGUCCAGCUCACGAAAACGAAGACAUCUCCACACUUCAAGAGAUCUGGUUUAGUCUGCCCAUGUGUGCAUCGACUAUGCAACACUAUCACAUGGCCCGUAUCCUAUUAUUGAUCAACAAGCCGCAUGAGUCGACCAGUCGCCGGAGCACCAUCACGCUCCGGCUCCAGUCCUACCGCUCCAUCGAGGCCGACAUCGCCUUCCACAGCCGGGAGAUUGUCGGCAUUGGGCUCUCCCGCCCGGACGGUAGCGUUCGCAUCAACUCCCUGCAGCCGCUUUUCGUGGCCGGGCAGUGUCUCACCGAUGCCCGGGAGCGAAGAACGACAGUUCGCUUACUCCGGAGCAUCGAGUGUGAUCUCGGCUGGGCGACUGAAUACCGUGUUCAGCAGUUGAUGAAAGAAUGGGGCUGGGAUGAGAGCACAUCCCGAUCACCCAAGGCAGGCGCUUGA
Messenger RNA from Penicillium olsonii, 6024 nucleotides. Lineage: Eukaryota; Fungi; Ascomycota; Eurotiomycetes; Eurotiales; Aspergillaceae. The record is from the annotation of a GenBank genome assembly.